This is a messenger RNA of Cucumis melo (muskmelon), 1591 nucleotides long. Its product is annotated as light-inducible protein CPRF2-like. Gene Ontology annotation, biological process: regulation of DNA-templated transcription. The record is from RefSeq and is a predicted model, not a curated record. The transcript has 6 exons. Bases 49 to 1353 code for a protein of 434 amino acids. Gene Ontology annotation, molecular function: DNA-binding transcription factor activity. Lineage: Eukaryota; Viridiplantae; Streptophyta; Magnoliopsida; Cucurbitales; Cucurbitaceae.
AAAGGAGUCGACAAGAAAAAGAAAGACAAUUGGAGAAAGAGAGAGAAAAUGGAUAGGAUGUUUUCAGUGGGUGAAAUUUCUGAUCAAUACUGGUCGUCGGAACUCGCCGCCGCUACUCCCUCGUCACGGCCGCCGCCACCUGCUGACGAAGGCUCCAAGAUGAACCGUAGCGCAUCCGAGUGGGCCUUUCAACGCUUCCUUCAAGAAGCCUCUGAAACUUCCCCUCAUUCUUCUGCUGCAGACCAUGGGGAAGGGGAAGUCAUCGAGAUCAAGGACUCUUCCUUUAAUCAAUUGCAGAAACUUAAUACUAACCACGAUGGUGUUAGUAACUGUAAUAGCACCAGCAUUUCUUCCAAUGCUGUGCCACCGAAUAUUCCGAUCGAUUCUGAGGAAUAUCAGGCUUUCCUUAAGAGCAAGCUUCAUUUGGCUUGUGCUGCUGUUGCUAUGAAGAGGGGAUCCUUUAGAAUGACUCCAGCUUCGUCCACCUCUGCUGACUGCGGAUCACAAGCAUCUAAUACGUUGGGAAUUCAAGCUCCUAAAGCUUCUAAUAUAGGAGCUGGGAAUAAUUCAUUAAGGUCACCGGAUAAGGAUAUAAAUGGAGCCGCUGGAGUUACUUCCUCAUCCGUGGUGCCAAAAAUAUCUGAGGUUCGAGCUCGGCCUGUUACUAGUGGAUCAUCAAGAGAUCUGUCGGAUGAUGAGGAGAUUGAGGGGGAAACUGAAAUAAAUGAAAGCAAGGACCCAGCCGAUGUGAAACGUGUAAGGAGAAUGCUAUCAAACAGAGAAUCAGCUCGACGAUCAAGGAGAAGAAAGCAAGCCCAUUUAACUGAACUUGAGACGCAGGUUGCCCAAUUAAGACUUGAAAAUUCUACCUUGUUGAAGCGCCUUGCCGAUAUAAGCCAAAAGUACAAUGAAGCCAAUGUUGAUAACCGAGUUCUAAAAGCUAAUGUUGAGACAUUAAGAGCAAAGGUAAAGAUGGCUGAAGAGACCGUCAAGCGAGUUACCGGUAACCCCAUGUUCCAUGCCAUGUCUGAGAUCUCCUCCAUUGGCAUCUCUUCACUCGACGGUAGCCAGUCCGAUACAUCAACAGAUGCUGCUGUUCCUUUGCAUGAUGAUCCAUGUCGUCAUCUGUAUCAAUCAACACCUAACAACCCCGUUGGGCCACACGACAUAGUUGUCAACAACAGAUUGCCUAACAUUUCACAGGUGGGCAAUGGGCAACAGAAUUCUCCAUCUCAGGUACCGCCAGCCAUGUCAGGGAACAAGACCGGAAGAUCAGAGUCUCUGCAGAGAGUGGCUAGCUUGGAGCAUUUGCAAAAACGGAUCUGUGGAGUGAAAGCAAAUGCAGAGCAGUAGUAGAAACACAACAGGCAAGAUUUGGAGAUGGCCCUUGUAUUUACGAAUGGUUUAUUUUUGACCUCAUGAGCUGAAAACGAGAUUUAGUUGUGGAGAUUGGAUUAAGAAAAGAAAGAAAGAAAUCUUACCUCUUAUGCUAACACAACAUCGAGAUUGAUCGUUAAUACUGUUAAUUUUGUGGCCUUCUCCCCAUUUAUCAUGUAAUAAUUCUAAAUGAAACAAGGUAAUUAUCAUCUAA